This is a messenger RNA of Catharus ustulatus (Swainson's thrush), 1811 nucleotides long. RefSeq names its product vestigial like family member 2 (gene VGLL2). Lineage: Eukaryota; Metazoa; Chordata; Aves; Passeriformes; Turdidae. Bases 62 to 982 code for a protein of 306 amino acids. Gene Ontology annotation, cellular component: nucleus. Gene Ontology annotation, biological process: regulation of transcription by RNA polymerase II. The transcript is spliced from 4 exons. The record is from RefSeq and is a predicted model, not a curated record.
CAUUACUCCACUUCGCAGAACACGAGUUGAUGAGAAAAAAAAUACUCGGCCGCGGCCAGCCAUGAGCUGUUUGGAUGUUAUGUACCAAGUCUACGGUCCUCCCCAGCCGUACUUCGCAGCAGCCUACAGCCCCUACCACCAGAAACUAGCCUUUUACUCCAAAAUGCAGGAAGCCCCGGAGAGCGGCAGCAGCGCCGGCAGCUCCUUCUCCAGCCACCCCGCGGCCAGCAUCAAGGAGGAGGACUGCAGCCCCGAGAAGGAGCGACCCCCCGAGGCUGAGUACAUCAGCUCCCGCUGUGUCCUCUUCACCUAUUUCCAGGGGGACAUCAGCGCCGUGGUGGAUGAGCACUUCAGCCGGGCGCUCAGCCAGCCCAGCAGCUUCUCCCUCGGCAGCGCGAAGGCGGCGCGGAACGCGGGCUCCUGGCGGGAUGGUUCCUUCCCAAUGAGCCAGCGCAUCUUCCCGCCGUCCUUCUGGAACAGCACGUACCAGCCCUCCUCGGUCCCAGCCAGCUUGAGCAGCCCCCUGGCAGCUGCUGCCCACAGUGAGCUGCCUUUUGCUGCCGCCACCGAUCCCUAUGCGCCCGGCUCUCUGCACGGCCACCUGCACCAGGGCGGCCCUGAGCCCUGGCACCACACCCAUCACCACCACCACCACCACCACCCCUACAUUGGGACACAGAGCACUGCCUACCCCCGCCCCGCCGCCAUGCACGAGGUCUAUGGGCCCCACUUCGACCCCCGCUACGGCUCACUCCUGGUGCCCACUGCCUCCGUCCGCCCGCACCGCCUCACCCCCGCCUCCGUAUCCACACCGGUCAGCCCCCCCUGUGAACUGGGCAAGAGCGAAGCAGGGGCUGCUGCAGCCUGGACGACACCGGGCCCCUUUCCCAAUGCAACAGGAGACAUGGCACAGAGCAUCGGCCUCAAUGUGGACACAGGUUUGCAACCUCAGGAUAAAAGCAAGGAUCUGUACUGGUUUUAGAGCUGUCCUUCACUCUUCUUCCCCUGGCUCUUCCCUGUAGCUCUCUACCCGUUAGACAUGGUGGCAUUCAGAGCUGAAAUCGGGUCAGUUUGUAACAGCUUCUGAUCUUGGUUUGCAGCUCGCCGUUACUCCUUCUGUGGUGGAUCCCUUCUGAGCUGAUGUGCUGACUCAAAGACUCUCAGAUCCCCCCCUGCCCUUUUCCAAGCCUACCGUGGCCCUGCCGCUCGGGGAAAGACAAGAGGAUUUAAAAGGACCUGGCAUUGCAAGGCUGACACUUUAGACUUGUUUCGGAAAGGAAAAUCGUUCUGUUGCAAGAGGAGAGCCAAAGACAUUGAACCUCUAUUUAAGCAGACCCCACACCCAGACCUGCAGCCAGAUUACUCUGAAAGAGUCAAAUGAGAUCAUGGAUGGCAGUGUAAAACCACUGGCCUUCUUACAGGCAACAGAGGAAGUUGUGGGGGUUUUUUUAGUGGUGUGAAUAUUUUUUUAUGUCAGUGAAAGCUAUUUCUUGAAUGCAACCAAGGGAAAGCUACUCAGCAGUUUUGAACUGGAUUUUUAUUUUGCUUUAUAGAAAAGGAAACGAAGAAGAAACUGGAACUUACAGACGUUUUUGGACUAUCACGAACUGGUUUUCAGCUUUGUGGUUGUGAGUGGCAAGUGUCUGACUGGGGCCACCUGCCCUGGACUCACAGAUGUGCAGCUGUUCCCCUCACAACUGCUUAAAUCCCAGAAAGACGAAAACCAAGGUGGCAUUUCUCAGAGUUUGGCACAUUUGCAUUGGCUGUGUAACAGUUGUUUGGUUGGGGGUGGGGUGGGUUUUUUGGUUUUG